Messenger RNA from Beta vulgaris subsp. vulgaris (sugar beet), 1828 nucleotides. RefSeq lists its product as hypothetical. NCBI's taxonomy places the organism in Eukaryota, Viridiplantae, Streptophyta, Magnoliopsida, Caryophyllales, Amaranthaceae. Gene Ontology annotation, biological process: Golgi vesicle transport. Gene Ontology annotation, cellular component: membrane. Bases 268 to 1308 code for a protein of 346 amino acids. The transcript is spliced from 5 exons. The record is from RefSeq and is a predicted model, not a curated record.
UAACUCGUCGGUUACCCCAUCAACUUCAGUUGUAAUAUUAUCACAAUUUGGAUCUUAUAUUUUCUACAUUUUGAGGAUCUGUCAAAUUUAUCAUGAGUGAUCAGAAAAUCCAUCAUUGAUCAGAUUUUGGCGUACACUUCCAUAAAGUAUAUUUUGCUGCGAAAAAAUUCCCAAUUUCAAUUAGGGUUUUCUAAUUUAUUCAAAUUUGGUGAAAUAUUUCGCAAUUUUGUGCGUUGAGAGAGUUAGGAGAGAGAGAAAAGAAUUGAAAUGGCUGUGCACUUUGAUCGGUGGGAGAAGGAUCCAUUUUUCUCAGCUGCUGAAGAGGUUCAAGAAUCAGCAGAUAGGAUGGAGUCUAGCUAUCGAACAUGGAUGCAUGCAUUGAAGGACAGUUCCCAUAGCUGGAACUUGGAGGACCUCGGCCGGGAUUUACGGGCAGCUCUUGGCACAGCCAAAUGGCAGUUAGAGGAGUUUGCACGAGCUGUGAAAGCUAGUUACAAGAAAAAUUCGGUGGAUGAAGCCAAAGACCGGCACCAUCAAUUUAUUAUGGCGAUGGAGGAGAAAGUUUCUGUAGUUGAAAAUAUGUUACAGGAGAUGUCCGCUUCUGACGGAAAGACACCUGCUCAAUGGGUACGCCUUGAUGAAGGGGAGCGGGAUGAAUUUGCUUUGUUCCUCACUGGGCCAUCUGUCUCUGGUGACAAGUUGGAUAUUAAAGUUGUUAAUGAUGGUAACGAACAGGCUAAGUCUCAUGGAAGGUUUACGAAACCUUUGCCUAGUCCAUUGAAGAACAAGUCUUAUGCUUCAGGGCUGCACUUGAUUGAAGGGAAAGAUGUACCAGGUCAUCGUAGAACUGCAAGUGCUAGUGCGGGCAUUGCCUCUUGGAAUAUAUCUGCUUAUGAAGAUAACUAUAAAUAUGAUUCUUCCGACAGACGGGCUGAACCUCCCCCUCAAAGAGUCCCGAGUUACUCAGGCUUUAUGAGUGUUGCCGUGGAGUCAGCCCCCAAAUUGAUGUUGCCCAAAAAUGGUUUCAGGAAAUGGAAGGCGGCCGAACGCCAACAAGACGAUGAAAUUGCAUUGUUGAGGCCUCAAGAGUUGAGCCAGGGAAUGAAUGUAUGCUGUGACAAAAAUAAGAGUUGCCUGAAUAGUGGUGAUGAAUGCUGUAACAAGCAGCUAUAUGGUUGGUAUGGAGCUGUUCAGAGAAUGCUGCAAAGGUCUCAGUAUCAAGUGCAAUAUAGUCGCCCUGUGCAACUUACUUUUUGGUCGACUCUUCUACUUUUCUCUAUUGUAUUGUUUGUGUUGCGUGCCAUCUAGGGAGAAGAGUGCAGCCUCAUCCAGUAUAUUGUAGCAACCAGCAGGAAGUAUAGUGCAUAUUAAGUUCACAUUAUUCUUGCCAAUUACAGCUACAAGUUCCUUUGUAAAGUUUAACACGCUAUUGGUCGAGGCAAAGAAGUUGUAGAGAGCAGCAGGUUGCCUUGUAUUCCUUCUCCUCUGCUAGUUUUGAAUUCAUUUAGCAGGGCGAGAUUAUUCUUCUUCUUCCAAGAGGGCGACCCAGAAAGGAGAAAAUAUUUAGUCUAAUUUGUACGACACCGAAUUUCAGUGGCUAGAUGUGUUCAGGCCUCAGGGUGUGUGUAAUAUGUUAUCCUCCUACAAUUCUUGGAAUGGUGAUAUUGGAGUAUAAGUUCCACCUUGGCUUGCCCUUGUUUGUGGAUAAUAUUUUAGGAUGGAUGUAAAUAUUAGUCUUUUUUUAUGGUAUUUUAACGUUUUUGUAGACAUCACUUCAAUAUCAGAAGCAUGACUCUCUGAAAAAAAACCAAGUUCACUGUUCCCUUAA